CGUGAGUCAGCUGCGCAACGCUUCUCCAUUCAAAAGUAUUUCAACUUGGUAAAAGACCGCUUACUUAAAAGAGUUUUCGCAUGCUCGUGUGACAGAGGCAUCAGUUUCCCACUUGGGCGUCGGAGACGCACUUCCUGAGAUGUCCCACGCAAGGUACACAGCAAUGACUUUGAGUUACAUUUUCAUCGCGCUUCUUGGAUAUUUUGCCGGUACGGCCACGUCUCAGAAAGGACACAAUGUGCCAGACUUUACUCCUUUCGUCGACCAUCGUCUUCAACAUGGCGUGCCCACGCACCUUCCGGACUACCCUCUCCACCCUUUAUUCCACCACGCCUGUGAAUCAGCUGAGUGCCCGGUAGGGUAUAAGAUAUGCUGCCUUUUAAUCGGGGGCAAUUGCGGGUGCAAAUGUGUGCCAAUGCUCCACCACUGCAGCUACGCAUGGGAAGAUGAAUGCCCGUUGCCACAUCGCCCUAACUGUGCGCAUACAGACGCAGAAGACCUCUGCCACUGCGACUUUGCUGGAUUCUAUGCAGUGCUGGGCUUAUCCAAGUAGAAUGGCCCGGCUUUGCGGUUGAAUCAACAUGACAACCUUCCAUGAGCUUCGAAUGUAUCCACAAAGGCUCAGAAAACGCUAAAUAAACCUCCGGCUUUUGGCUUUG
Dermacentor andersoni is the source of this 659-nucleotide messenger RNA. RefSeq lists its product as uncharacterized. The record is from RefSeq and is a predicted model, not a curated record. Lineage: Eukaryota; Metazoa; Arthropoda; Arachnida; Ixodida; Ixodidae.